AAAGACAUAUAUAAAGAGGUGCCAAACAAACCCUAACUGUGUGUUGCGCCUCCACACAGAGAAAGAGUUGAUAGGUGGUGGCUGCUGCGGAAGCGGUUCUGCGCCCAACACCUUUCGCAGCAGCAACAAUCCAACGGUUCAGAUGGCACAAUCUAUCUCACAAGCCAAACGCGCCCUUGUUUUCGCCGUUAACCGGCGAGGGUAUGCAGUGGCUUCUGAUGUUUCUUCUUCUUCGUCGAUGAGAGGGGGUAUGAGCGGAAUAGAGAAGGGUGUAGCAAAGAAUGGUUCGGGUCCAUCAUCGGCUUGGGCCCCAGACCCAGUGACGGGAUACUACAGGCCCAUCAAUCACAGGGAUGAGAUUGACCCGGUGGAGCUCCGAAAGAUGCUGUUGAACCACAAAGGCAAAUCAUCUUAGAGACACAACACAAACCUCUUUUCAAUCAAAUGUUUUGUUGUGUGGUUUUAUCUCUAUCUAUUUCUAGAAUCUUCUUUUAUCCUUUUCAUGCAUGAACAAAUUAACAAAGUAGGUUUGGCUUUUACAAUAAUAAAACGUUAUCGUUUCGUUUCU
This is a messenger RNA of Vigna unguiculata (cowpea), 568 nucleotides long. Its product is annotated as late embryogenesis abundant protein Lea5-like. NCBI's taxonomy places the organism in Eukaryota, Viridiplantae, Streptophyta, Magnoliopsida, Fabales, Fabaceae. Gene Ontology annotation, biological process: response to stress. The record is from RefSeq and is a predicted model, not a curated record. Gene Ontology annotation, cellular component: mitochondrion.